ACAGCGAGGCGCUUCGUUCAAGUUGGCGGGGAGAUGGGGGCGAGAAAGGCAGGAGGAAAUGGUAUAGCUAGUGUGCGGGAGUGAUCGCCCGCCGCGCGCUGGUCGGUGGCUGCUGCUUGUGAGAACCUCUCUGUGAUCUCUUCUAUUUUAAACAUCUCACAAAGAAGUCUUGAAGAUACUGACUUUCAGCAGUACUUUACUACCUAUCUGGAUGUCACCAGCAUUUCCUAUGUUAACAGUUCUGAGUAUGUUUUACUAUAUUUGCCUUCGGCGCCGAGCCAGGACAGCUACAAGGGGAGAACUGAUGAACAAUCGGAGAGCCAUUGAAUCAAAUAGAACCCUACCUAUCAAUGUUGAAUUGGUCCAGUAUGCCAAAGAAGUGUUGGACUUCAGCUCCCAUUAUGGCAGUGAAAACAGCAUGUCAUAUACUAUGUGGAAUUUAGCUGGAUCUCCUAAUGUGUAUCCUAGCUCAGGGGACUUUACACAAACUGCUGUGUUUAGGACCUAUGGAAAAUGGUGGGAUAUGUGCCCUAGUGCACGAACACCUUUUACGAGGACACCACCCAGUUUCCAAAGUCAGGACUAUGUAGAACUUGCUUUUGAAGAACAAGUAUAUCCUACGGCCAUACAUAUUUUGGAAACGUAUCAUCCUGGUGCUGUGGUUAGGAUUUUGGCAUGUUCUGCAAGUCCUUAUUCCCAAAAUCUGCCCAGUGAAGUAAGGUGGGAAAUCCUUUGGUCAGAGCUACCUUCCAAGGUGAAUUUGCCUCAGGCACGUCAGUUUACACCUAAUAUCAAACAAAUAAAUUUUCCUACAAAUUUAAUCCGUUUGGAAAUAAACAGUUCCCUUCUGGAUUAUUAUACUGAGUUGGAUGCUGUAGUGCUACAUGGUUUAAGAGAGAGACCUGUGCAUUCGCUCAGUACUCCAGUUAUUGAUAUGAAUGAUCUGGAUGACGAUGAAGAUGGGGAGAGAGAAAGUUACAGCAGCAUGGACAGUCUCAACAAGCAGUUUAGUGCUGCUGCCUUCAAAGACUGGACAACUAAUGGAUACUUUGAUAAAUUGCCUUAUGAGCUCAUCCAGUUGAUUUUGAGUCACCUUACAGUCCCGGAUCUGUGCAGAGUAUCACAGACAUGUAAGCUACUAUAUCAACAUUGUUGUGAUCCACUACAAUAUAUUCAUCUCAGUUUGCAACCAUAUUGGGCAAGGAUUAAUGACACAGCUUUAGAAUACCUACAGUCUCGUUGUAUCCUGGUCCAGUGGCUUAAUUUAUCUUGGACUGGGAACAGAGGAACCAUUUCAUUUUCUGCUUUUAGCAGGUUCCUGAAAGUUUGUGGUUCAGAACUAGUGCGCCUGGAAUUGUCUUGUGGCCAUUUCCUCAAUGAGGCUUGUUUGGAGGCUAUUGCUGACACAUGUUUAAAUCUGCAGGAAUUAAAUCUCUCCUCCUGUGAUAAACUUCCACCUCAGGCUUUCAACCACAUUGCCAAAUUGUGCAACCUUACACGUUUAAUUCUUUAUCGAACAAAAAUAGAGCAAACAGCACUGCUCAGCAUUCUGAACUUCUGUUCAGAACUUCAGCACCUCAGUCUGGGGAGCUGUGUGAUGAUUGAGGACUAUGACACAAUAGCUUGUAUGAUGGGAGCCAAAUGCAAAAAACUUCGAACAUUGGAUUUAUGGCGAUGUAAAAACAUUUCUGAAAAUGGAAUAGCAGAGCUAGCUGCUGGCUGUCCACUGUUGGAGGAGCUUGAUCUUGGCUGGUGCCCAACUCUUCAGAGCAGCACGGGCUGCUUUGCAAAACUUGCCCGUAAACUCCCAAAUUUGCAAAAGCUCUUUCUGACAGCCAACCGGUCUGUGUGUGACUCUGACAUAGAGGAACUUGCUGCAAAUUGUACUAAUCUUCGGCAGCUUGAUAUUUUGGGCACACGAAUGGUAAGCCCUGCUUCUUUAAGAAAAUUGCUGGAGUCUUGUAAAGAAUUGUCCUUACUUGAUGUGUCCUUCUGUUCACAAAUUGAUAACCGAGUUGUCCUAGAACUGAAUGCCAACUUUCCUAAUGUGCUCAUCAAGAAGAGCUUCACUCAGUGACUCAAUUCAUAUGCUGCUAUAUAGGACUGAUUUGAUAAUUCUGCUUCCUGUGAAUUUAUAAUGAUUUUUUCAAAGAGAAAAUAUAUUUUUUGUGAGGCAUGGGAAAAAAAGGUUAAUUCUUAAUAUGAAGGUAAAAUGUGAAAUCCAAGAUUUAAAUAAUGGUCAACCAUUAUUCCUGAUACUAUACUUGACAAAUGAUUAAAGUGGAAAGCAUCUUGUAAAUGUAA
Python bivittatus (Burmese python) is the source of this 2304-nucleotide messenger RNA. The record is from RefSeq and is a predicted model, not a curated record. Lineage: Eukaryota; Metazoa; Chordata; Lepidosauria; Squamata; Pythonidae.